CACCUGGUAAAAGGGCUCAUGUUCCAAUUACAAUCGCUGCUAACUUCCGAGCGAUGUCAUCGAUAGGAUGUAUCAAUAAUCAAAUGUAUAAAGUUAUUUUAAUAAUUAAGUGGCGUAAAAAAUCAUGAAAUACAAUGAAAAAGAAUUAAUUGAAAUAAGCCGAGGUAUCGGUGAACUGGAAGGACGUUUAAAUCACAAGCGUGCUCACAAAUCAGCAUUCAAAGAGCGAUGGUUUAAAUUAAAAAGCAACUUGUUAUUUUAUUUCAACAUCACUGAUCUUGGCCAGAUCGACGAAAAACAACCUGCUGGAAUACUUGUCCUGGAGAACUACAAUGUAAACACAGACUCAGUAUCAGAAGGACCUUUUGCGUUCAGCAUUGUGUUCAGAGACGAGUUGGACAAACGUCACAUCCUGACUGGCAGGUCUGAAGACCAGGUAAAUCAGUGGGUGGCCGCGCUGAAGCAGGCCAGCUACGAAUACUGGAGAUCGCAGUUAAUAAUGCUCCAGGAAAAACUCUGUCAGAAGACUGGUAAAGAUCCACUGCUUAUCUUUCCGCGAAACCGCGGUGUAAUCAGAGAUGAAGCCUGGAACUCAACGACCACUUUCAGAUCUCACAUUCGUUCGUUAACCGGGUCCACGUCCUCAAUAACUUCAGCUAUUAAUAAAGAAACAAAUCUCAUCGAAUUAUUGUAGCUAUAUUUUGUAAAAAUACGAUAUUUUAUUUCUGAUAAUGAUAAUUAAGGUAAAAAUAAUUAAUAACUGGAUUAUUGACAACCAAAUAUAUUUAUUAAAG
Messenger RNA from Cotesia glomerata, 794 nucleotides. RefSeq names its product pleckstrin homology domain-containing family J member 1-like. Gene Ontology annotation, biological process: retrograde transport, endosome to Golgi; receptor recycling; endosome organization. The record is from RefSeq and is a predicted model, not a curated record. The transcript is spliced from 2 exons. NCBI's taxonomy places the organism in Eukaryota, Metazoa, Arthropoda, Insecta, Hymenoptera, Braconidae. Gene Ontology annotation, cellular component: early endosome; trans-Golgi network; recycling endosome. Bases 125 to 694 code for a protein of 189 amino acids.